This is a messenger RNA of Cimex lectularius (bed bug), 610 nucleotides long. It is a transcript of the gene RpL26, whose product is annotated as 60S ribosomal protein L26. Gene Ontology annotation, biological process: cytoplasmic translation; ribosomal large subunit biogenesis. The record is from RefSeq and is a predicted model, not a curated record. NCBI's taxonomy places the organism in Eukaryota, Metazoa, Arthropoda, Insecta, Hemiptera, Cimicidae. The transcript has 4 exons. Bases 124 to 573 code for a protein of 149 amino acids. Gene Ontology annotation, molecular function: RNA binding; structural constituent of ribosome. Gene Ontology annotation, cellular component: cytosolic large ribosomal subunit; ribosome.
GGCAACACUGCAUGUCCAUGCGUUUCGACCGGCGAAGGUACGUCGUUCAUUUCGUGUUUCGUCGUCCUCGCAUUCCGCGUGUUGGUUUUUUCAAUCCGUGAUCAUCCGAAAAGAGGCACAAAAAUGAAACUUAACAAAAUGGUGACAUCCUCUAGGAGGAAAAAUAGGAAGAGGCAUUUCACCGCUCCUUCCCAUAUCAGGCGGCGUCUCAUGUCCGCCCCUUUGUCCAAGGAACUUAGACAAAAGUACAACGUUCGCCGAAUGCCUGUGAGGAAAGAUGAUGAAGUACAGGUUGUUCGAGGUCAUUACAAAGGACAGCAAGUUGGUAAAGUCAUUCAAGUGUACAGAAAGAAAUUCAUAAUUUACAUUGAAAGAAUCCAGAGGGAAAAGGUCAACGGGGCUAGUGUUUAUGUGGGAAUUCACCCCUCUAAGACUGUCAUAGUCAAACUUAAGGUCGAUAAAGACAGGAAGGAGAUCCUCGACAGAAGAUCCAGAGGUAGAGCUCUUGCCAAAGGCAAAGACAAAGGAAAGUACACUGAAGAAACAUCCACCACUGCUAUGGAUACAUCAUAAUUUUUUAUUUCAAAAUAUAAUUUUUAUUAACAGAUAA